Suillus fuscotomentosus is the source of this 862-nucleotide messenger RNA. RefSeq lists its product as uncharacterized. Lineage: Eukaryota; Fungi; Basidiomycota; Agaricomycetes; Boletales; Suillaceae. The record is from RefSeq and is a predicted model, not a curated record. The transcript has a single exon. Bases 405 to 731 code for a protein of 108 amino acids.
AUAUUACUGCCUUGGACUGGGUCGGAAAGGCAUCAGAGUUCAACAGCUGUCUACCAGCCGACAUCACUUCAUACAAAGCUCCACCAUGCAAGGUGCCAUCCGAGUCUCUAUCCGAAGAAAAGAUCCAGUCAUCGGUCUCCUCACUGCGAGGUGUCGUGGAUGUAGAGUUGGCUUUGCAAUUAUAUAAGACACUUGACUCCCUGAAAGCUCCCAGUUUCGAGCACCGCCGGUUGCAUCUGCCUUGCAUUGUAUUUCCGGUCAGAGAAGCCAGGCGGAAGUCAGGUCAUGACCGAAAUACAUAUACGUAUGAACUCAAGUCAGACGGACUUUGCAACCUGCAGAUCACGACAGAAGAUAGGUUCACUCCGUUCUCGCCGACAAGGCCGCUGCUUGUCUGGCAGACGAUGUUGCUCGUUCGUCCAUGGAGUCGCCAUCUCCUCGGGCUGGAUGACACUGCAAACGAUACGGAGAGCGUGGACAAUUGGUCCGUGUUCGAAUCUUUGUUGCACGAUUCUCCCGCUGCACAAACUGGGUCGAUUUAUUCGGACUCUUACUCGCAAGCAUUGCGGUUGAUUGUCAACCUUGGACAGCCGUUUAGUGUAUUUCUGCUAGAGCGGCAGCACGAAGGAGAAUUUAAGAGGAUCGCAUCUGAUCAUGAUAUUAUUGCACAGGUUAAAGACAUAGAUUCUAUUAACUACUUGAUGGACAUUAGGAUACUAGAUUUACUGUAGCUGUAUGCAUGGAUCCUUUCUGUAGUACUUCUCGCACCUUUUUCGGGAGUGUUUAUUGUUACGCCACCUCCUCGAGUGGACUAGUCUUACUAAGGAUGCAAUUUCCAUGAUGCUGGACGCGUCAAAUGCAG